UUGUAGAUGUCCCUUUUUCAACUUCCAGCCUCUGUUUUGGUUCCACAACACGCAUGGUGACAGCAGGUUCUCCACGAAUUUUGGAGACAUGAGCGGUGACAACAGCGCUGGAGAUGUUUAUGUGACUUUACGGAAUUUACUCAACUCCAUCCAGUGUAUUAGAGACAGAGUCAGAGAUGGAGAGUCAAAUACAUCAGAUGGAGCAUUCAACCUGUCCAACUUCUGGGGCACGCUGAAUCAGGCAGUGAAAUCUGUGUCUCAGGAAGUGACUAAAAUCAGCCUGGCCUUCUCCAAACCACCGCUGCCAUCACUACAGGAUGGAGAGAAGUUGGCUGACUCCAUCCUGAAGAGUGUCCUGACCCUGUCUACUGUUUAUUACUGGUUACCAAAGAGCCAAGGUGUUACUCUACGGCGGCAGAUCAGAGAUGCCACCGUGGAGGUUCUGGAGGGCGUCUCUCAGCUGGUGGAGGUCAUACUGAGCUCACCGCUGCAGAGUCUGACCCAGGACCAGCUCACAUCCACAGGGACUGUUUGGUCUGCAUGUGACCAGUUCACCCAGUUACCACAAGAUAAUAAAGCUGCAGUGCUGGUGGUUUUGUCUGCUCAGACUGGAGUGGUGAAAGACGCCUUAGAGGAAAUUGAACAGGCGCUCUCCGACGCUCAGGACCCAUUCAGCGAUGUCCUCGAUGAUGACGAAGGGGAGGAGCCACGAGGCAACCAGGACACCUAUUGGUCAGACAAGGACCGGCAGGUGAUUGGUCCGUGUCAGGGCCUGAUGAAGGCAUCGACAGCGUGCCUGCGGAAGCUAACGUCAGCUGUAAAAGCUAACGGUGAUGUGACCUCAGCUCAGACCCUGGCCCAACUGGAUGACCUGGCUGACAUGGGCAAGGGCGUCAGCCCCAGUGUUGAUGACCUGGCUCUCUCUCUCUACCCACCCAUGGACUACAGUAGUGUGGAAAACAAUGUUUCUAAACUGGCAGCGCUCCUAAAGAAACUUCUACAGAUUAUCAGGUCCAGUCAUGUGUGUGGGGAGGCAGAGCUGGUCUGGGUCCAGUUCUUAGAUGGAGCAGUGGACCACAACCUCCACAAGGCCCGAGACCUCAUCCAGCAGGGCAGCUGAGUGUGUGUGUGUGUGUGUGUAUGGGUGUGUGCGUGCGUGCAUGUGGGUGUGUGACCUUAGAUGUGCUUUCAGCGCUGCUCAGUGAGAAUUAAAGUUCAUUUGUAUCUCACGUGAACUGUAUUCAGUGUUUUACUCCGAACACAAACCUGUAUGAACCUGCUCCUGAACCAGGUGUGUCAAAUAUAUGCAAAUACGCAUGAAAUCACAGGGUUAAUCUGUGCACACAGUGUGUGUCAGCACAACCACAGCAGAACCACAGACUCCUCUGCGGGUCAACAUGCAUGGACUCACUCAUCUGAGCAAAACCAGAUCAAAAUACAUAAAUGAAGAUACUUUUCACUAGGAUUUCUGUUCUAAAUCCUCUUUUUUUGUAUUUGUAUUGAUAUGAAAUAUUUAAAGGGUGAGAUGGUUUAUUAGUGGUUUUGAUGAGCUGUAGCUGAAAUAACUACUGCAGAUAUUUACAAAGUCUGUGCUCUGUUUAGAAGACCUGAACCUGAUGGUGUAUCGUCCUCAUCAGUCACAGGAGUUACUGAUCAGUUGUCGUCUUCACUGGUUUGCUGAUGUUAUUGUGUGACAUUGUUUUGUAGAGGGUUUUUUUUUUUGUUAAAAAUAAAGAGAAGUGUUGGUUUGUGUUUGAGA
Sphaeramia orbicularis (orbiculate cardinalfish) is the source of this 1759-nucleotide messenger RNA. It is a transcript of the gene ccndbp1, whose product is annotated as cyclin D-type binding-protein 1. The coding region runs from base 89 to 1120 and encodes 343 amino acids. The transcript has 11 exons. The record is from RefSeq and is a predicted model, not a curated record. Lineage: Eukaryota; Metazoa; Chordata; Actinopteri; Kurtiformes; Apogonidae. Gene Ontology annotation, cellular component: nucleus.